CCAGCCGAGUGACGAGCAAUGCCUUCGAAGGUCUCCUGCUUGUACUUGCUGACGGUGGUAUGCUGGGCCAGCGCUCUGUGGUACCUCAGCGUGUCCCGCCCUUCCUCUUCGUUUGUAGGCCAGAUGUCUGUCCCGAUACGCAAGGCCCCCAAAGCGGUCAAGAACGCCACGCUCGCCAACAUCCGCUCGCGCUCGCUCAACCCUCACGACUUUGGCUACCUCAUCAAUGAAGCCAAGAAGUGCGAGGCCGACCCUCCUUUCCUUGUCAUCCUGAUCAGCACCACCCACAAGGAGUUCGACGCCCGUCAGGCCAUCAGGGAGACGUGGGGGGAUGAGACCACAUUUCCGGAUGUUCGCGUGGUCACGCUGUUCCUGUUGGGCCAAAGCACAGACACUGUCCUCAACCAGAUGGUGGAACAGGAGAGUCAGAUCUUCCAUGACAUUGUGGUGGAGGAUUUCAUUGACUCGUACCACAACCUGACCCUGAAGACAAUGAUGGGCAUGCGCUGGGUGGCCACCUUCUGCUCAAAGUCACAAUAUGUUCUUAAGACAGACAGUGACAUCUUCGUCAACAUGGAGAACCUCAUCUACAACCUCCUGAAGCCCACCACCAAGCCCAGGAGGAGGUAUUUUACAGGCUACGUCAUCAAUGGUGGCCCGAUCAGAGACAUGCGGAGCAAGUGGUACAUGCCCAGGGACCUCUAUCCAGAGAGCAAGUACCCCCCCUUCUGCUCCGGCACCGGCUACGUCUUCUCUGCAGACGUGGCUGAGCUCAUAUACAAGAUAUCCUUACACACCAGGCUGCUGCACCUGGAGGAUGUGUAUGUGGGUGUGUGCCUCCGUAAGUUAGGCAUCCACCCCUUCCAGAACAGUGGCUUCAACCACUGGAAGAUGGCCUACAGUCUCUGCCGCUACCGCCGGGUGGUCACAGUCCACCAGAUCUCCCCAGAGGAGAUGCACCGCAUCUGGAACGACAUGACCAGCAAAAAACACCUCAAAUGUUAG
Messenger RNA from Nematolebias whitei (Rio pearlfish), 1005 nucleotides. Its product is annotated as beta-1,3-galactosyltransferase 1-like. Gene Ontology annotation, molecular function: N-acetyl-beta-D-glucosaminide beta-(1,3)-galactosyltransferase activity. The record is from RefSeq and is a predicted model, not a curated record. Bases 19 to 1005 code for a protein of 328 amino acids. Gene Ontology annotation, cellular component: membrane. The transcript has a single exon. Lineage: Eukaryota; Metazoa; Chordata; Actinopteri; Cyprinodontiformes; Rivulidae.